AUGCGGAAGAGAGUCACGUUCAGUUGGCUUGCGAAGUGGCUCGCGUUUAAAAAAUCCAAAUAAUAAGAAAAAUAUCUUAAACUUACAACAGUGAUUGAAAAUAUAUAACUACAUUUUUUUCGAGUGAUUACCCAGUGAAACAAAGGCAAUUUAAUUAACACCUAUCGUUAAAGAUAGAAAAUAAAGAUAGACAUUAAAGAUGCGGCCUUUUGGCAACGAUAUAACAAACAUCCCUACCAAUAAUGGUGGUAAUGGUAAUAAUGGCAACAACGAUCCCAACGAUGGUAAUGACAACCGGAAUAAUGGCAACCGUAGCAGCAACCUCUCCAGUGAUGAUACAGAGGAAUCUGGGAUAUCGGAUGAUCCGAGUAUACCACCCCAUAUAGCGAGGAUCGGUGGUAUAGGAACCUUUCCACCGAUCGCCGGACAGGGUGUCAUCCGGGUGGUUCAGCGGUGUGAGGAUGCCAAGGAGAACCAUAAGCUGGAUCUUUCGAGCUGUGAACUAAUGCAGAUACCAGAUGCAGUCUAUCAUUUAAUGCGAAACACAGAGCUGGUUACCUGCAAUCUCAGUGGCAACGUGCUCAAAAGCGUUUCACCAAAGUUUUCGCAAAAGUUCAGCACCAUCACAGAUCUUAAUCUUUCACACAACAAACUCUCGAGGCUGCCAGAAGAAUUCGCCAGCUUGACCGCAUUGACCAAGCUGAAUAUCUCAAACAACUCCUUCAUCGUCCUACCACAAGUAGUCUUUAAGCUUCAGAGUCUUGCCAGUCUGGAUGCCCAGCACAAUGCCAUAUUGGAAAUCGAUACGGAUGAGGCUAUAGCCAGUGACUGUUUGGCCCUGGUCGAUCUUCGUAAUAACCCGCUGAGCAGAAACUGCAGACGCAAGCUGCAGGACUUCAAGACCUCCUUCCGCCUUGAGAUCUCCAAGGAUGUCGAAGAAGACUGGUAAUCAGAUGGACGUCCAUCCCAUUUCCAACACACCAAGAACAAAUCUCUCGUUAUCUCGGAAGAGAGCGCCCUAAACGGCCCUCCUUCAUCUUAUUUAUUCUGUUUAUAAAUUUAUAUAUUUAUCAAAAAACACUCAAUUGUUAUGAA
Molecule: messenger RNA, 1095 nt
Organism: Drosophila suzukii
Lineage: Eukaryota; Metazoa; Arthropoda; Insecta; Diptera; Drosophilidae
Gene: Sclp
Product: leucine rich repeat containing protein 20 sclp
Molecular function (GO): protein binding
Source: RefSeq, a predicted model, not a curated record